CCUCAUAACCCUAUGGUGAAUGCUGGAGCAAUUGUGAUCACGUCUUUAAUCAAGCAAGGAGCAAAUAAUGCAGAAAAAUUUGACUACGUGAUGCAAUUCAUGAAUAAAAUGGCUGGUAAUGAGUAUGUUGGAUUCAGUAAUGCUACGUUCCAGUCUGAAAGAGAGAGUGGAGAUAGAAACUUUGCAAUCGGCUAUUACUUGAAAGAAAAAAAGUGCUUUCCUGAAGGCACGGAUAUGGUUGCUAUACUAGACUUCUAUUUUCAGCUUUGCUCAAUAGAAGUAACAUGUGAAUCAGCAAGUGUGAUGGCAGCAACUCUGGCUAAUGGUGGCUUUUGCCCAAUCACUGGUGAAAGAGUGCUGAGUCCUGAAGCAGUCCGGAAUACCUUGAGUUUAAUGCAUUCCUGUGGCAUGUAUGACUUUUCAGGGCAGUUUGCCUUCCAUGUUGGUCUUCCUGCAAAAUCUGGAGUUGCUGGUGGGAUUCUUCUGGUUGUCCCUAAUGUCAUGGGCUUGAUGUGCUGGUCACCUCCUUUGGACAAGAUGGGCAACAGCGUUAAAGGAAUUCACUUUUGUCAUGAUCUUGUUUCUUUGUGCAACUUCCAUAACUACGAUAAUUUGAGACACUUUGCAAAAAAGCUUGAUCCUCGCAGAGAAGGUGGCGAUCAGCGGCAUUCCUUUGGACCAAUGGACUAUGAGAAUCUCCAGCAAGAACUUGCUUUAAAAGAAACAGUAUGGAAAAAAGUGUCACCCGAAUCAAACGAGGACAUCUCCAGAACCGUAGUGUAUAGAAUGGAAGGUCGGGGAGAGCAAAACUAA
Messenger RNA from Cariama cristata (Red-legged seriema), 813 nucleotides. Its product is annotated as glutaminase kidney isoform, mitochondrial-like. Gene Ontology annotation, biological process: L-glutamine catabolic process. Lineage: Eukaryota; Metazoa; Chordata; Aves; Cariamiformes; Cariamidae. The transcript has 9 exons. The record is from RefSeq and is a predicted model, not a curated record. The coding region runs from base 13 to 813 and encodes 266 amino acids. Gene Ontology annotation, molecular function: glutaminase activity.